AUGGGUGAAGGAUCAUAUGGGGUAUCACACAACGCAUGUUCGUGUUAUAUAUUUCCUUGCGUCAAGACACAACCCCUCCCCUCUAGAAAAGGGGAGAAUGGGGGCAGACGGCGGUGUCGUUUCAAGAGGGGCUUGACUGAUGGUGAGGCAGGUGGAGGGGGAGCAGAUGGAGUUUCGGGUGAGAAGGGAGGGCUGUGUGUUAAUGUGCCCCAGGGGGGUGAGGAGGGAGGGCUGUGCGUUAAUGUGCCCCAGGGGGGUGAGGAGGGAGGGCUGUGUGUUAAUGUGCCUCAGGGGGGUGAGGAGGGAGGGCUGUGUGUUAAUGUGCCUCAUGGAGGAGCUGCUGAGGAGGAGAGGGGCGACAGUUGGGCUGGCGGGGAGAAGGUGUUGUGUUGA
Closterium sp. Naga37s-1 is the source of this 393-nucleotide messenger RNA. The record is from the annotation of a GenBank genome assembly. Lineage: Eukaryota; Viridiplantae; Streptophyta; Zygnematophyceae; Desmidiales; Closteriaceae.